Messenger RNA from Pipistrellus nathusii (Nathusius's pipistrelle), 1293 nucleotides. Lineage: Eukaryota; Metazoa; Chordata; Mammalia; Chiroptera; Vespertilionidae. The record is from the annotation of a GenBank genome assembly.
AUGAGCAUUAGGACCCCACCCACACUCCUGCAGCUGGCAGGAGAGAGCCUGCUGAGGGACCGGGCCUCGGCCAUCACAGCUCUGGAGCACCUGCCCAUCGAGCUCUUCCCGCAGCUGUUCACCCUGGCCUUCCGGAGCAGACACUACUCGUCCCUGACGGUGAUCACGCAAGCCUGGCCCUUCACUGUCCUCCCUCUGGGGGGCCUGAAUGAGCCACUUCCAGUCCAGGUCUUCAAAGCCGUGCUGGAUGGGCUUGACGUUCUGCUUGCCCAGGAGGUUCGCCCCAGGAGGUGGAAACUGCGGGUGCUGGAUUUAAGGUACCUGGGUUUCGACUUCUGGAAAAUAUGGUGUGGAGACAGCACCCAGAAGCACUUGCUAACUGGUCCAGUGACUGAGCACAGGUCCAGCCCCAGCAUGGAGCACCCCUUAGCUCCAGUGGAGGUGUUCCUAGACCUUGACUUCAAUAAAAGGGACACAGAUGAGUUUGUCAUGUCCGUCAUCCAAUGGGCCCGGCGGAGGAAAGGGCUGCUACACCUGUGCUGCAAGAAGCUGAAGAUUGUUGCGGUGCCUUUCCGGAGGGUGAGGAAGGUCCUGGAUGUGGUGCAACUGGACUGCAUCCAGGAGGUGGAACUGAACUGCGCCUGGAGCCUGAUCACCAUGGAGACGUUUGCUCUUUAUAUGAGGAAGAUGCCGAACCUCCAGAAACUCUUUCUCUCCCACAUCCGUGUGUUGAGAGAGGGGGAGGACAAUGAGGAAGAGGAGUGCCUGCAGGCCCCCUUGGAAACACUCACCGUAACUCGUUGCCUGUGCCUUACCGAUUCAGACCUGGAACACCUGUUCCAGUGCCCGAACCUCAGGCAGCUGAAGUCCCUGCAUCUGAAUUGUGCCAGCCUCACUGGUUUUAUUCCUGAGCUCCUCCGAGCUCUGCUGGAGGCAGUGGCACCCACCCUCCAGAAACUGUACCUCGAGAAAUGUGCCAUCGUGGAUUCCCAAGUCGAGGCCAUCCUGCCUGUGCUGAGCCGCUGCCACCAGCUCAGCGAGCUCACCAUCUUGGAGAACAGCCUCUCUGUGGCCACCGUGGGGAAGCUGCUGCGCCACACAGCGGGGCUGCGCAGCUUAGAAUAUGAGUGCUACCCCGUCCCCCUGGAGUGUUACACGACCCAGAACACUGUCAACCAGGAGACACUUGCCCUGGUCCGGGCUGAGCUGACGGGGAUUCUGAGGGAGCUAGGACAGCCCAGGACCAUCCAGCUUGCCACCGAGUACAUGGUAUGUUAUCACGUUGAGUUUUAA